Molecule: messenger RNA, 2709 nt
Organism: Mesocestoides corti
Lineage: Eukaryota; Metazoa; Platyhelminthes; Cestoda; Cyclophyllidea; Mesocestoididae
Source: the annotation of a GenBank genome assembly
AUGGCGUCUUCUGAUCCUGAUGGACAGCGGAAGGUUAGUCUGAUGCCGGAGCUACAUGCACUAUUUGCCCCUCCGACCAUUGAAUCGUUAGGCAAAAAGGGUUUAGCUGGAAUUCCAUCUGUACGGCGAGCCAAAAGGCAGGCGGAAACAACAGUCAAUGGAAACUCGGGCAGUGGUGCGCGUGGCUUGUACAAAGACGAUCCUAGUUGGCGUAAGCCGCGAGCAAAUUGUCACGACUAUUGUGACAGUUGUAAUUGCACCGAGGGCGAUCGCCUUGUCUGUGAUCGUUGCCCUGCAAGUUUUCAUUUAGAAUGUCUUGACCCACCGUUGGACGCACACGAGGCUCCUACUGGACUCUGGUACUGCCACCGGUGCACCAUGCUUUCAAAGGAUGAAGAUGACGUUAGCUCUACCUCAAGUUGCCGCAGCACCGGUCUUGCGUCUAGUGAGGGCACCCAAGCCUCUUCAAGCAGACAGGCCUCAAAACGAUCGGAAAAGCAGCAGUCACAAUCAACUGCACAGUCGUCCAAUGGCAUUUCACUGCGCCGUGUCUUAAACACUCGUGCUUCACAUGGUUGGAUUCCAGACCACAUGUCUCUAAAUGACCUUGCUGGGUGGCUUACUACGGGCCGCCGUACGUCAUCUGAUCAAAUAGAUUUGAAGAAAUCCCCCAUUUCAGCUCUGUGGGAUGUUAUUCACUACUCGCGAUUUCUUAAUCCUAAGGAAUUUGAACUUCCUAAGGACCUGGUUCCGGGCAUCAAGAUACCAGGCUCCUACAAGACCUUAGCCGAGCGAAAGGCGAAACCUAUUAUUGAAUUAGAAAACGGACAAAUUCCAAAGCCCGUUCGGCGAUGCUACAAUUGUGCCAGGACGUGUUUCCACGCCGCUCUUCUCCCGUGCGACUACUGUUCAGCUUGUUUCCAUUUGGAGUGUCUAGAUCCCCCACUGUCCCAUUUCCCACCGCGUUCCGACCGAUGGAUGUGCCCGCUGCACGCGGAGCACACAGUUGACAAAUACCUCGUUCGCUCAAUCCGCCUGUCUGAACGCAUUCGUGCGUGGAAUCAAUUGGCAGUGUUUUCACCAAGCCUCCCACUCAACCUCCGAAAUACCGAUCUCUCUGACGGGGCCUCCCAUGAUAUCCAGUACAAACCAGAGGACGAAACCGCGGUGCUCUCUGCCCUCAUGCAGUACAUACAACGCGGACGCCUCGAAGCAGCUGCUGUUGAUGAGGUUUUUGGGACCACCAAAUCCAAUCAUCCCUCCCUUUCAUCCCAGUCGGUCAUGCGAGUUGUGGUUCCCGAUGCAGUGAAAGCCCUCUACAAGAAUCCAGUGCGACGUCUCCCCAGACUGGAAGAGUGCGUGCGCGACCCCAACCCUCCCCCGCAAAACGGCAUCGAGCGCGCUGCCGCCGAGCCGCACCAAGCCCCAAAGGACGACCAGAGCCUAUUUGUUCGAGGCCUUCUGCAAUUUUACUUUUUCCCUCCUUCGACGACCACUGGUGAGACUGCAGCUGGUAAUGUUGCAGUGGAGACUUCGUCUUCCGAUAGGGCCUCAUCUGAUGAAGACUCACUCCCGAUUAUGCCGAAUAGCUCACCUCCGGUGGAAAAGGUAUCUGCCCUUGUCUCCAAGAUUAAGGAGGUCCUCAGCGAAGUAGACAGCUUCUUCCCUAACAGCGAUGCUCAGGAGGUGUGGGAGUGGCUUCGCAUGUACACCGUCACAUCAGUUCGAUCGCAUCUGAGCUUCAUCUUUGGCCCCACACCGGCGAUGUUGCGUGCAUCAUCACCGGUGUGGAUUCUUUUGGUGCUCUACUCAGUCGACCUGCCAAAGGAGUUGGCGGAAUGCGACUACCGUCUACUCUCGGCCCUCGUUCGCCACCACGUCGACUUGAGCCGGACGAACGGGUUCGGAGGCAGGUCCCCGAGCCCGCCUCCGCCGCAGCACCGCCUGCCCAGCCGCGCGGUCCUCAUCCCCUGCGCCGGCACCGAGGGCCCCGUCGUCCCCAUGCCCUACCGCCAGCUCGUCGUCGGCACAGGUGACUGUCGCGCGCGCCCGCGCACACACGCUUUCAUAUCCCCUCCAACUAGCAGUCCACUUGUAGUGAUGGUCCGCAACUUGCUGCCACUGAAGGCACUCAGAGCGUCUGAGCAGACUGGCAAGAGCGAGGGCGACGCGGGCUCGCCCAUUCAUUGGACCGCUGAACCCGGGUGUGUGUGGAGUUUCGGAGAUCGUGUGCGGUGCCCCAACAUCUCUCCUCUACACGCCUCCAUAUUCUACGAUGAGUCGAGCCGUCACUUCGAGUUGCUCAACUAUAGCGAAUUCGGAAGUCGCGUUGACUCAAUCCCCUACAGAAACGACGUUGCUGAGAAACCGGCAUACCAACUUGAACUUUCCGAACUGGUUCAUCGUGUUCGUGGCCUCAUUGGCAGUCCUGGUCUGGAUGAAAAACCUGGUUGUAGUCAACCGAAACGGCCUCGAAUGGCUGCAAGGAACCGUCAUGUCUCCCUCCACCCUUUAUCGCCAUCAUCGUCGUCGUCGUCAUCGGGCGCCGACUGCCCGUGCACCAGUCAGGACGACGUGUCCGACGCCGGCUGGGAGGGCGCCGCGGUUCUGCACCACGGGUCGCUGCUCCAGUUCGGCUGCUACUCCUUCACCUUCAGCCUCGUCGACGCCGCCAACUCACCCCUGGACGAGACCCAGGAGAGUCGGUGA